CUUUGGUAGUGACGCCCGUCCGUCGCAACCGUUCGAAAGUCUGUUUUACGGUCCAAAAUUCGAAAUACCAUUAAAUCACGUGCUACGGAAAUUUCACCUUCGGUGUUUUCUCAUCCAAUUAAGUUGCGAUGUUGUUAUUCAGAAUAUUGCCAGCAGAUUUUAAACCUUAAUAUCAACUUGUUAAGAAUGUGCAUCUUCAAAGUGAUGUUUUGGAUAGUAGUGAUUUUAUUAUUCACAUCAAAUGAAUGUUUUGGUUAUCAGCCGAAAUUCACCGAGCCGAUCGGUAACAUCACAGUACCAGUAGGACGAGAAGCUAUGUUUACAUGUUAUGUUCACAAUUUAGGAGGCUAUAGAGUUGGAUGGGUAAAAGCAGACACUAAAGCUAUUCAAGCUAUACAUGAUCAUGUGAUUACACACAACGCUCGAGUUUCCGUGUCGCAUACUGAUGAUGCAACAUGGAAUUUGCUCAUAAAAAACGUACAAGAAGAAGAUCGAGGUCAAUACAUGUGCCAAAUCAAUACUGAUCCCAUGAUAAGUCAAAUGGGUUAUUUAGAUGUUGUAAUACCCCCUGACAUCAUUUAUGAAGAUACAUCUGGUGAUGUAAUGGUGCCUGAAGGUGGUACAGUCAAAUUGACGUGUAGAGCUAAAGGAUAUCCUAAGCCACAUGUUCUAUGGAGACGAGAAGACGGAAAAGACAUAAUAAUUAAAGAUUCAAAUAGCAUAAAGACAAGAGUGAUAACACAUCAAGGAGAGUUAUUGAAGUUGAUUAAAGUUAGUAGGUCUGAAAUGGGCGCUUAUCUCUGUAUAGGAUCAAACGGCGUACCACCUUCAGUUAGUAAACGUAUCACUGUUAGUGUUCAUUUUCAUCCAGUGAUUUCUGCUCCGAGUCAACUUGUUGGUGCACCAAAAGGUACUGAAGUUAAACUAGAAUGUAAUGUCGAAGCAUUUCCAAAAUCUAUCAAUUAUUGGGUCAGAGAGAGCGGUGAUAUGGUAAUCACUAGUGAUAAAUACCAAACAACUAAUACUAUUAAGUCAACAUUUGAAGAUCAGAUGGUGCUCACUAUUAGAUUUGUUGAAAAAUCAGAUUUAGGAUCCUAUAGAUGUAUAGCAAAGAAUUCUCUCGGCGAAGUUGAAAGUAGCAUCAGGUUGUACGAAAUUCCAGGGCCCAAAGAGAAUAAUGAUGACUAUGAUGAAGAUAUAAAUAUUGUAAAUGAGUAUGAAAUAUUUCACGAAGUCCAUCACAAUGAAAUUGACGGUGAUCGAAAUCGGACUAAACACAAACACCAAACUAACGGUGACUCAUCGGUGUUGCCCAGUCCAAGUGUAUCUAUCCGUCCAAUGCCACCAUUUUAUUGGACUUUGAAGUACCUCUGACAUACAAUUUUCGACUGGUAGGAAAAUUCAAUGAAGUCUUUAUCCACACUUACCAGUUAAAUGCAAAAAUAAUACCGGUUCCUUUAUUAGUGGUGAUAAUGUUGUUGACUUUACAAAAAAGGUGAAUUUUGUGUAACAUACAUUUGAAUGCGCGAAAUCUUCAAAAUUUGAUGAUAAUAAUAGUUAAAAAUAAUUUUAUAAAAAAAAUAAUCUUUACCAUGUUAAAUUUUGUUAUAAGCAUAAAACAUUGAUGUUCGUUUUGUAAAUAAAGUAAUUGAUUUUGAAUUAUUACUUUUUUUUACCACCAACAUGUUACAUAUAUUUUUCAUUAUUGAUGGUUUCUAUUUAUAUUUGAGUAUUUAAAUUACACGUAAUUGUGUCAUCAAACUCAUUUGUUAAGUCACAUUAUGAAAUAAUCCAAGAAUAUUGUCGAAGUAACAAUUGUACAAUUUUAAAAGGUCCUGUAUAUAAUUAUAGUGACUAAAAAUUUGUUUAUUCAACAACGAUGUUUGUAAAUGAUAUUGUUUAAAAUUAUAUUGUUAAUUAAGCAUCUCAAUAAUAGUUAUAUUCUAAUAUAUCUUACUCGCAAGUAUUUAAAUGAAAAUUAAACGCAAUAUUUUUCUUAGUAUCUGUUGAAUAAUUUAUGGAAAUUUAAUAGUCGAUUAUUUUGUUGAAUUUAAUAUUUGUAAAUGUCCCUUAUAUAUUACUUUGUAUUCAUUUAGUUGUCUAACUUUUCAAUCAUUUAAAUAAUAAUUAGAAAAAAACAAAACGCAUUUUUAUUUUAAGCGUACAAGAACUAUGUAAUAACGUUUAAAUUUAAAAAAUAUGUAAGAACUUUUAUUCACUUCCUAUAUGCUUUAAAUCAGAAUAAAAAUCAUGUUAUAUUUUUAUCAAAUAAAAAUAAAGAUUCUGUGUUUUAGAAUAACUAUGUUUUGUAUCAACCAUAUAAAAUAGUUACUAUACUAAUAUAUAUAGAGUGUUCAAUAUGUAAGAAAACGGGUAUCUAUUGUUCUCAUUGUUUGUAACAAUUGACCUGUUUCUUUACUUACUGAACACUCUGUGUAUUGUAAACUAGAAACAUAGUCAAUAUCAUGUAUCAAUGCCAUACUACAUAUUUAUUUUUAAAUAUAUGAAUAUUUAUAAAUUUUAAAAGUAAAUGGAAGUAUUAUUGUGACUU
Messenger RNA from Daktulosphaira vitifoliae (grape phylloxera), 2551 nucleotides. Its product is annotated as lachesin-like. Gene Ontology annotation, cellular component: neuron projection. NCBI's taxonomy places the organism in Eukaryota, Metazoa, Arthropoda, Insecta, Hemiptera, Phylloxeridae. The transcript is spliced from 9 exons. The record is from RefSeq and is a predicted model, not a curated record. Bases 187 to 1374 code for a protein of 395 amino acids.